GAGCAUUUCACCCAUUGCCAACAGCUCAUCCAUCUGAUAUAGAAGUAACCUGUAGGAUUUAGUGAGGCGUGCCGAUGGGGCAGCUCACGUCUAAGCUCGGGGGGUUGGUCCCCAGUGAACCCAGGAAUGGAAACUUCCAGGUCCCUCCAACCAUUGUGGUACCAGACAUGGAUUCAAGUGCAUCAGAGCGCCAGAACUCAAAAACGCAGCUGCGGAGGUCUUCCGUCUACAGCACGAUCGACCUGGUGCCGCAGCCGCAUCAUUAUGACAUCGCACUGACAAACCAUCAGAUAAAGAGCCGUCCAUCUCUUGAGGUUCUCCGCAGCUCAUACGGGGGGGAUAUGGCGGUCACUGAUAAAGAGUUGGGAGAUGUCAGUGCUCCAGACAUCGAACAGGAGGGCUCAGAACCUCAGGGGAAACAACCCAUUAGGUUUGGCUGGGUGACGGGAGUCACGAUUCGUAGUAUGCUGAACAUUUGGGGAGUCAUCCUGUUCAUCCGGCUCACGUGGAUCACAUCCCGGGCCGGCAUUUUGUUGACCUGGCUUAUCCUCGCCAUGUCCGUGGUGGUGACCUCAGUAACCGCCCUCUCCAUCUCCGCCAUCGCCACCAACGGGAAGGUGGUCUCGGGAGGGACGUAUUUUGUGAUCUCCCGCUCUUUGGGCCCUGAGAUUGGUGCUCCAAUCGGACUGAUGUAUUCCUUUGGCAACGCAUUGGCCUCUGCGCUCAACACCAUGGGCUUCUCAGAGGUGGUCCGCGAUUUGCUGAAGGACUUCGGUAUCGUCAUGGUCGAUUCAGCCAACGACGCCCGUAUUAUCGGCGUGAUCACGGAGACCGUCCUUCUGUGCAUUGCAAUAGCCGGGAUGGAGUGGGAGUCCAAGGCCCAGUAUUUAUUCUUCUUAGCUCUCAUGCUAUCCUUUGUCAACUACUUGGUGGGCACAGUCAUACCCCCCACAAUAGAGAAACAAGCCCAGGGCAUCUUUGGGUACAGUGGUGAUAUCUUUGUGGCAAACCUAACACCAGACUGGAGAGGAACUAACUUUUUCCAGCUGUUUGCCAUUUUCUUCCCUGCUUGCACUGGCAUUCUGUCUGGGGUCAACAUCUGCGGAGACCUCAAAGACCCUGCCACCGCCAUCCCCAAAGGCACCUUCAUGGCCAUUUUCUGGACUACACUCAGCUACGUAGUUAUCCCUGUGACCGCCGGGGCGUGCAUGCUGCGCGACGCCUCCGGUAAUAUCAGUGACAUGAUGACGGGCAACAACACGGCUGGCUGUGUGGGUCUGGGCUGUGCCCACGGCUGGAACUUCACAACCUGCACUGAGUUACAAAACUGUAAAUAUGGCCUGAGCCCCAGUUCAAAGACAAUGGGCCAACUUUCAGCCUACUAUUACAUCAUCCACGCGGGGAUAUACGCUGCCAGCCUGUCGUCCGCCCUCGGCUUCCUCGUCUCCGGCCCUAAAAUCUUUCAGUGUCUAUGCAGAGACAACAUCUACCCAUACAUUGGAUUCUUUGCAAAAGGUUACGGCAAAAAUGAUGAGCCCCUGCGGGCUUAUUUGCUCUGCUACGUCAUUGCUCAGAUUUUAAUUCUCAUUGGUCAGCUGAACACCACCGCGGCCCUGCUCUCCAACUUCUUUCUGUGCUCCUACGCCCUCAUCAACUUCAGCUGCUUUUACGCCUCCACUGUCAACUCCCCCGGUUGGAGGCCGUUGUUCCGCUACUACAGCAAAUGGACGGCUUUGUUCGGAGCCGUGAUCUCCGUGGUGCUGAUGUUCCUGUUCACCUGGUGGGCGGCCCUCAUCACCUUCAGCAUCAUCUUUUCCCUCUUAGUCUACGUCAGCUUCAACAAGCCCACGGUGAACUGGGGAUCGUCGGUGCAGGCGAGUACAUACAACAUGGCUCUGUCCAGCUCCGUCUGGUUGUCUGGUGUCGAGGAUCACGUCAAGAACUUUAGACCACAGUGCCUCGUCAUGACCGGGCCACCGAACCAGCGGCCGGCUCUGGUUGACUUUGUUGGCUCCUUCACCAAAAAAACAUGCCUCAUGAUCUGUGGAGACGUCAUCAUGGAACGGGACAAGCAAACUCGGGCGGCCAACGACACGGACAUGUUGUUGAAGUGGAUGAACCAGAGGAAGGUGAACUCCUUUUACAGCUCGUUCCCUGCCGACAGUGUCAGAGUGGGAGCUAAACACCUGCUGCAGGCUUCUGGUCUUGGCAAGCUGAAGCCCAACACUAUGGUUCUGGGCUUCAAGACAAACUGGAGGGAGAGUUCACCUGAAAGCAUUGAAGAUUAUAUUAACACCAUAUACGAUACCUUUGACGCCAACUACUGCCUGUGCAUCCUGAGGAUGAUGGACGGGCUGGAUGUCUCUGAGCAGUUGGAUUCUGAAGUCAACCAGGCCUUUGAGUUCGAUGAAUCUGUCGAAGACGAAGACCAGAAAUCUCCAGAGACGGAAUCCGCUCCGGCCGACGCCCUCCCCGGGGAAGAGGGCGUCACUCAGGACAAGACGGUGUUUCAGAGCGACCAGGGCAAGAAGAGCAUCGACAUCUACUGGAUCGCCGACGACGGAGGUCUGACUCUGCUGGUUCCUUACCUGCUCACGAGGAGGAAGCGCUGGCGCCGCACUAGGAUCCGGGUCUUCAUCGUCGGAGACGAACAGAACAUGGAGGAAAGCCGCAAAGAGAUGAUCACUCUGCUGAACAAUUUCCGCCUGGAUUGUUCCAACGUCACAGUCAUAACGGACAGCGAGAGGUGUCCCACCCCCAAAAACCUCAGCAGGUUCGUGGACAGUGUCGCCCCCUUCAGGCUGCACGGCGAACAGCAGGAAGGCGACUCGGUCAGCGGGGCGAAGCAAAGCACCCCGUGGAAAAUAUCAGACAAAGAGUUUGAGGCCUUCAGGUUUCAGUCCGAGAGUAUAGUGAGGCUGAAUGAAAUCAUCCGGAGGAACUCUCAGCAUGCUGCCCUCGUCCUCGUGAGCCUUCCUGUGCCGCACAGAGACUGCUCCAGUGCUCUGUACAUGGCCUGGAUGGACACUCUGACCUGCGGCCUCCACUGCCCAGUGGUGCUGAUACGAGGAAACCAGCAGAACGUGCUCACCUUCUACUGCCAAUGAGUCCGGACUCACAUGGAUGGACACUAGAUCGAGCCCCACUAACUUAUAGAGUGAGAAGAAAAUAUGUAUUUGUGCAAUAGGUCCCAGGGAAGGGUUUAAAAGUUCUAUAUCUAAUAUAUAUGUGAAGACGACGCCAAUGCAGACGCUCGCUGAAGAUCAUCUUCGGGAUGUCCCCUCUUAGACGAAGGCUGCUGAACGCGUUGCUGAGCUAUAGUCUGAGAUCAGCUGCAGACUCUCUGAAUAUCUGCGUAUUCAUUCAAUUUUGCUUUCCUUUCCUUCCAUGGUGUCGGUUUUCCCUUAAAAUAUCUAAUCAUUGGUGAGACGGUGCAAAUGUCUCCUUUUCCCAGCAGCCGCGUUGGCUUUUCAUAGCAGGAUGAACAGGUGUAAUCGGGACGGCAUGCACAACACAAAGGCCACGGGACCACCACACCUUCAAUCAAACACACCUGUGCUGAUGUGAUGACACAUCAACGAGGCUGCUGGGAAAAGGGCCGGUGGAAUGAAACUGAAGAAAAUGAACUGUCACGAUAUCUUAUCUCAUGUGUGUGAAUAUAUGAACAGAGAUCAUGUACAACAUUUAUUGCAUUUUAACUGUGAGUGAUGUAACAAAAAUGUAACUUGGGUGAUGGUAACUAUAAAUAUAACUUAAUCAAUAUACUUACUGAGCCAGAUUUCAACACCUUGUAUGAUACUGAUGAAACCUCUUUUGAAUUAAACUUAAUCUGUGGCCAACAAUAUAUUUUUGUCCUUAAAUAAAAAGAAACUUGUGAA
Pungitius pungitius (ninespine stickleback) is the source of this 3878-nucleotide messenger RNA. Its product is annotated as solute carrier family 12 member 3-like. The coding region runs from base 75 to 3107 and encodes 1010 amino acids. Gene Ontology annotation, biological process: sodium ion transmembrane transport; sodium ion homeostasis; chloride ion homeostasis. The transcript has 28 exons. Gene Ontology annotation, molecular function: sodium:potassium:chloride symporter activity. The record is from RefSeq and is a predicted model, not a curated record. Lineage: Eukaryota; Metazoa; Chordata; Actinopteri; Perciformes; Gasterosteidae. Gene Ontology annotation, cellular component: apical plasma membrane.